Molecule: messenger RNA, 1209 nt
Organism: Megalopta genalis
Lineage: Eukaryota; Metazoa; Arthropoda; Insecta; Hymenoptera; Halictidae
Source: RefSeq, a predicted model, not a curated record
AUGGCUGAGAAGAUGAGAAGAGUAGAGGAGGACAAAGCUAUACAUGCUGCCUCAUUUUCAUCCUGUUAUAUUACACUUCUUAAAACAUCAAUAGGAAGUGGUGUAUUAUCAUUUCUAUUUUUAUUUAAGACGUAUGGAAUAGCAACAGCAACAAUCUCAACUGUAGUAUCAGGAACAUUUGCAGUUAUUGGAUUGGUAUUGUAUGUAUUGUGUGCUCAUGAAAUUGGACGAAGUGCAACACUAUCAGAAUUAGCAUUAGUAAGAAUGCCAUAUACAAAAAUUAUGGUGGAUUUCUCUGUAUUUCUCAAAUGUUUUGGUGUAGCUCUUUCAUAUCUCAUAAUAGCUCGAAAACUUCUUCCACCUUAUAUAGAAACAGUUUUUGGUCGUGCACAUAUUGUAAAUCCAAACAUUCUUCUCGUUCUAUUUCUUGCAUUCGUGGGUCCGUUCUGUUACUUUCAGAAAUUAGACAAGCUUAAAUAUAUAUCUUUUUGUGGUAUUUUGGCAAUAUUUUUUGUAAUAAUAGCCACAAUUUAUAGGUAUUACUAUAUAAGUAUUAUAUACACCUGUAGUGUCUACUUUAUUACACCAAUAUCAACUGAUUACUUAGGUGGAUUUGGAAAAUUUGUAUUUUCAUUUACGUGCCAUCAAAACAUUUUUGCAGUACACAGUGAAAUGGCCAAUAAUUCUGUGAAGCGAACAAAUCGAUUGAUUCUUGCAGUAGCAACCUCAGCCCUUGUUAUGUAUAUCACAUUUGGAUUAUUCAACUAUUUAUUAUAUGGAGUCGCAGCAAAUACAAACAUAAUAAGAAAUUACCCCAAUGAUGUUCUUGCAUCAAUAGUUCGUGGCCUCUACAUUGUUGUUGUGGGAGUUUCUUAUUCACUACAAGUAAAUCCUUGUAGAGCCUACUUCGUAAAAAUGAUAUCAUAUGACAAACAGCGAGGAAAGGCUGUCGUUAAUAUUUGUGUAACAACUCUUAUAAUUGUAUUGACAUAUUGUAUUGCAGUGUCCGGAAUGAAUCUUGGUAUUGUUUACACAAUUGUUGGUGCUACAGCAUCAACAUUUAUUCGUUUGAUAUUUCCUUCUCUUUUUUAUUUCAAUAUGGACAUAAAUAGAUCUGUUAUGUUGGACAUUCUAUCGUAUCUUUCCUUUUUACUUGGAGUUUUUGUAUUUUUGGCUGCUAUAUUGAAUGUUGGUAGAAAGUAUCUGUAG